UGCCCACCCGGUCCCGGUGCCGGUGUCGGUGCCAUGAGAUGUGUCAUCGCCGGCGGCAACGUCAAAGUCCUCGGCCGAGCCGUGCACUCCCUGUCCCGCAUCGGCGACGAGCUCUACCUGGAGCCCACCGAGAGCGGGCUGUCCCUCCGUGCCGUCAACUCCUCCCGCUCUGCCUUCGCCUCCUUCCUCUUCGCACCCCUCUUCUUCGAGCUGUAUGAGCCGGGCAUUGCUGGGCCCGACACAGAGGUCUUCCGAUGCAAAGUCCACAUGAAGUCCUUCCUGAGCGUCUUCCGCUCGCUGCCCUCGCUGGAGAAGUCGGUGGGGAAAUGCCUCAUCCUACUCAAGCCCCGUGCCAGCCGCCUUGUGCUGCAGCUUCACUGCAAGUAUGGUGUCACCAAGACACACAACCUGGCUUUCCAGGAGUGCGAGCGGCUCCAGGCUGUCUUCGACACCCAGCGCUGCAGCAGCCGCCUCUGCGCCCCGGCACGGCUGCUGGCAGAGGCCGUGGUCCACUUUCCCCCGACGCUGGCUGAGGUGACACUGGGGACUGGCCCCGGCGGCAAAAUCAGCCUGCGGAACUACAUGGAGGAUGAGGCAGAGCCGAGCAAGACGAUGGUGACAGAGCUGUGGCUGGCAGAGGAUGAGUUCCAGUUGGUGGCUGUGGCCCCAGGCUCCCACAUCACUUUCUGCCUCAAGGAGUUCCGGGGRCUGCUGAGCUUUGCUGAGGCCUCCAACYUGCCCCUCACCAUCCACUUUGACGAGCCUGGCAGGCCAGUGGUCUUCACCCUGGAUGACACUGUGCUGGAGGUUCACCUCGUGCUGGCCACCCUCUCUGACCUGGAAAGCGACUCCCAGUCCACUUCGACCAAUGGUGUGUCCCACCUGCCUGUGCCAUCAGAAGACUUUGCCGACGAUCUCGAGUCCUACAUGGCUGCCAUAGAAACCAGCGAGGGAGGCUCAGGGGGCCCCCCCAGUCCCACCUUCCCCCAGCCAGCUGACACUGACCCCGAGGAGGAGGAGGAGGAGGAGGAGGAAGGGGGUGUGCCAGGGACCCCCCCACACAAGAAGUUUCGCUCCCUGUUUUUUGGCUCGGUGAUGACACCAGGAAGGCCUGGCCCAGCCACCACCCAGGAGGUGCUGGCGGAGGACAGCGAUGGAGAAUGCUGAGCCCCGAGUCACUGCCACCCCC
This is a messenger RNA of Malurus melanocephalus (red-backed fairy wren), 1189 nucleotides long. It is a transcript of the gene RAD9A, whose product is annotated as RAD9 checkpoint clamp component A. The transcript is spliced from 11 exons. Lineage: Eukaryota; Metazoa; Chordata; Aves; Passeriformes; Maluridae. Gene Ontology annotation, biological process: DNA replication checkpoint signaling; cellular response to ionizing radiation; mitotic intra-S DNA damage checkpoint signaling. Bases 34 to 1167 code for a protein of 377 amino acids. Gene Ontology annotation, cellular component: checkpoint clamp complex. The record is from RefSeq and is a predicted model, not a curated record.